UAGAAUGGAGGGUGCUUAGUUUUUUUGGCUUACAUUUUAAUUUUUUAAUGUAUUAUUUAACACAAUGAUACAAACAAACCUGUAAACUGUGUCUGGGAUACAGACAAAGUUCAAGACUCAGAAGAACGUAGUCAUUAAAAUUGUGGACUCCAUCACGCCAUUCCUGGUAUCUGUAGCUCACAUGGCAUCCUGGGCAUCUUCGUGUAGAAGUUGAAACCGCUACAAAAUGGCAAAUAUUAAAGAACAGGUGUGUUCAGUGGUUACAGAGGAGGAGCUUACACAAGCACUGAAAGAAGGGGAGGAGCUUGUUUCCCCUCCAGGCCCCGCCCCCACCAGCUCAACCAAUGGCCUGACAGAAGCGGACUCUGAGACGGAUCCUCUGAACUACAGCAUGGAGGAAACCAACAAGAUUCGAGCUCAGCUGGGAAUGAAGCUGCUGCCCAGAGACAAGUUUCCAUCGCUGUCAUCCCCGCGAGAGACCGGAGACGCGCCGAGGAGGAAGAGUCACACGCUGGAGGCCGUUCUCCUGCUGCUGAAGGAUCUGGACGUCGAGGAGCUAAAAAUCAUUCAGUCGGUCACCGAGAGCAAACUCAGAUCACGCAGUCGACGGAGAGAGCGAGAGAAAUCUCCCAUCUGCUCGUGAACAUCAGCGGAAAACACUGACGACACGCUUAAACCAGCAGCCAGCGCUCCGUCUCAGAUAUUAACAUUAACACACAUCACCGCGGUCCUCAGAUCAGGACAAAACCAGUGAAUCUGUCACGUUCACAUCUAAACGCCUCACUCGUGAUCGUUACCAAGUUGCCUUUCCCUGUUCAAAUUAAGACGUUCUCCUGUUUCGGAGGAAGUGUUUUGCUUUGUAAUGAUCUCAAUGAAGUGCGACGAUGUUCUGUUGGGUUCAGAUAAUAUAUAAGAAUGUAUUUUUCUAUGUAAAUAAACUCAGAUGCAUAAGAAUA
Onychostoma macrolepis is the source of this 956-nucleotide messenger RNA. Its product is annotated as cilia- and flagella-associated protein 410-like. NCBI's taxonomy places the organism in Eukaryota, Metazoa, Chordata, Actinopteri, Cypriniformes, Cyprinidae. Gene Ontology annotation, biological process: mRNA splicing, via spliceosome. Bases 227 to 643 code for a protein of 138 amino acids. Gene Ontology annotation, cellular component: U4/U6 x U5 tri-snRNP complex. The transcript is spliced from 4 exons. The record is from RefSeq and is a predicted model, not a curated record.